Molecule: messenger RNA, 4777 nt
Organism: Ostrinia nubilalis (European corn borer)
Lineage: Eukaryota; Metazoa; Arthropoda; Insecta; Lepidoptera; Crambidae
Gene: jef
Product: major facilitator superfamily domain-containing protein 6
Exons: 9
Coding region: 1-2031 (676 amino acids)
Cellular component (GO): membrane
Source: RefSeq, a predicted model, not a curated record
AUGGAGCCGCAGGGAGGCCCGCCGGCGCCGCCGGCCUCGCGCCCGCUCGUCAACCCCGACGAGUUCGGCGAGGUGGACACCUCCAGAUAUCCAGCGCCCAAAGAAGCGACGCACAAGGUGCGCGGGCGCAGCGACGUGCUGGAGCUGAUGUGCGGCGCCGGCGCCGUGGACCCCGAGCUGCUCACCGUCAAGACCUUCUACUUCUUCUUCUACUCCGCCUUCGGCUCCCUCUUCCCGCUCAUGGGUGUCUACUUCAAGCAGAUGGGCAUGAAUGCCGGACAGUGCGGUCUCCUUAUCGGGACGCGUCCGUUCGUGGAGUUCCUGUCAGCGCCCUUUUGGGGCAGUCUCGCGGACCGCUGGCAAAAAGGGCGCACACUUUUGCUAGCAUCCCUGGGCGCGUGGGUGGUGUUCACUCUACCCCUGAGCUGGGUCCAGCCCACGGCCGUCGGGUGCGUGCAGCCUGUCAAUUCCACUGCGUACGAAAUCACUACUCCCAACUAUGACGCAGAGUGGCCGGCCGCGACGCGCACUUUCCGAGGGCCCUCUGGGGCCGGGCGUAAAGGUUCCCCACUGCCCGUUGAUGACGCUUUGAAUUACAAUCCUGAAACUGAAAGCGACUGGGUGACACCUCUCCACUCGUACAUCAUCUACCGCACGCCCGAUGUACAGAAAACGUUCUUCUUGCUGCUUCUUUUGGUGGUGAUCGGGGAGUUUUUCAGUGCGCCUGCUAUAACACUGGCCGAUUCCGCUGUGAUAACACUUUUGGGAGAAGACGCUGAUAGGUACGGCCACCAGCGGAUGUUCGGGUCGCUGGGCUGGGGGCUGGCCAUGUUCUUCGUGGGCAUCGCGCUGGACCACAGCACGGCCUUCAGCGCCCACCCCUGCGGCGGCCCGCAGCGCUACGAGAAGAAUUACACCAUUUGCUUCGCUACGUUCUCCGUGCUCAUGGGUGCGGCGCUACUCACCGCUUCACAGAUAAAAUUCAAGUACGAAUUCGUGAGCCCUGAGCCGGAGCUGGCGGCGGCGCCGGCGGCGGCGGAGCCCACGCACGAGGAGAAGCUGCAGCAGCAGCUGGCCGAGCAGCUGCAGCUGCCCGGGCUCGACACCAGCGCGCCGCAUCGCCCGCAGCCCGCGCUGCAGCAUGCGAAGGUGUUCGCGCAAACGACGCGAGAGAUGCCGGAGUGGGUGACAGUGCUGAAGCAGUUCCAGAACGUGAAGGCCGCCUCGUUCCUGCUGGUGGCCUGGUUCAUGGGCUUUGGCAUCGGCCUCAUUUUUACUUUCCUCUUCUGGCAUUUGCAGGACAUCGACGGCUCUCCUACUCUAUUUGGUGUGGCUUCCGUGAUCAACCACAUCUCGGAAAUCUUCGCUUACUUUUUCAGCUUUAAACUCAUCACACAACUAGGUCACGUCAAGGUACUUUGCUUGGGUCUGGCUGGCAACGUGUUGCGUUUCUUGUACAUCUCGCUGCUGACAAACCCCUGGUGGGUGCUCCCGUUCGAGUUCGUGCAGGGCGUGACGCACGCGGCGGUGUGGGCCGCCUGCUGCUCCUACAUCGCCCACGGGACCCCUCCGCGUCUUAGAUCCUCGGCACAAGGAGUUUUACAAGGCCUCCACCACGGGCUGGGGCGCGGCUGCGGCGCCGUGCUGGGCGGCAUCGCCGUGGCCAAGUGGGGCACGACGCGCACGUUCGCCGGCUACGGGGUGCUGUGCGCGGUGGCGCUGGCGGCGUUCGCGUUCGUGAACUUCCGCGACGGCGGCGUGCAGCUGGCGGGCGCGGAGGGCGCGGCGGCCGACGAGGAGGCGCGCGCCGUGGCCGAGGCCGGCGUGCUGGCGCCGCACGGCGUGCCCUCCAACCCGCUGCCGCGCGCGCUCUCCUCCACGCGCCUCGCCGACCUCGCGCACCACGACUCCUACGGCGCUACACAAAGCUACAGCGGCGUGGAGAGCUUGGGCGUGCCGGGGCAGGCGCCGGUGCGGCCCUCCAACCCCUUCGUGGCGGAGCAGCAGCAGCAGCAGCCCUCCUACAGAUAAGCGACCACGAGCCAACUGUUACUAUGUACUUGUUACUGGCUGGCCGACUACGCCGCGACGAGGCUCCACUACGGGGAGUUCUCGCUGUGGCGGAAUCUGCUCGGAAAAUAUUUUUACUCUGCUACGGUUUCCAUCAAUUCAGUUGUUUGAUUCGCAGUUGUAUUCUAUGUUUUGAGGUGUUUAUUAAGGUAGGACGGACGUGUAUUCACAUAAUAAGUAAUAGUACCAGUGGUACCAGUGUAUUCUCAUCGGAAUCACGUUGGUAGCUCAAACUCUUCAAAAAUGAGCGCAGCAUUCGCUGAGGUCCUGAGGUUAAUGUUGUAAAUACUAUAAAUAUACAAGUACUUAUUGAAUAUUAUUUGUGGGUGCUUAACGUCUUGCGCGAACGUCUAUCUAGGCUCUAUUCAACUAUUAAAUAAGUAUUCACUGUUGCUACGUAAAAUGUUAUUUAUAAAGUGAGAGUGUAAAGAAAUGUAAUGUGAAUUUAUGAAAUUGCGAUGUCAUAUCAUGGUGUGAUCACGUAGCGUGUAUGUAAAAUUAAAUGUAUUUUAUGUAUAGGUGUCGACACUAAGGCCGCGAUAUGUUUAACGCGGUUAAAAUUUGUCUGAAAAAAAUUAACUAGAUUAUGAGUUGCAAUGCAAUACUCAAUAAAAACCUAAAUCGUAGUCACAUUCAUGUCGCGGCCUUAACUAAUUAUUUAGUAAAAUUAUAUACUAACAAAUAUUAUACUACUAAAUGUACCUAAUUUUAUUAGGGUGGCCCAGAAACAAAUGCACGUUUGAAAAUUCAAGGAAACUAAAACUGUACAAUUUUGUAGAACUUAAACUAUUGUAAUUUAAAGAAAAUUUUAUGCAAUUUAUUUUUAAAUUUACUUUCUUUUUAACCCGCUUUUAAUUGAUCGUGUUAGUGUUCCUUAGUUACCUACCUAACUAUGUAAUGGAAUCUAAGAAUCUGAAUUACAUGCACUUCUAAAUUCUUGUAUGACAAUACAAUAUUAUGGUACCAUCCGCAUCGAGCUGGUCUGAUGAUGGGACUGGAAGGUGGCCAUAGGAACACCUAAACGAAAUUUUUGAAACCGCGGAAUCGCAUCGAGUUUGGGUUCAUUUGUUCUGUCUUUUCGAGCACUUUAGUGUUAGAUGAUGUCCAGGGUCCUGAAGUCGAGAGGAUUUUUGGCCUUUUAGUGCAGUAAUUAAAAGCGUGUUUUUAGAUUUUAUCGUACAUGUGAUUUUCCCUUGACUUUUACAACAUUCGAUCAAUAUACCUACUUACAUUAAAAUUCUGGAAAUCUUUCGUUAGACUUAGGUACCUCGAAAUGGAUUCAGGAUGGAUGAAUGCCGCAGAGUUUUUGGAUUAUUAGAGUACCUAUACUCUGCUCAUAAGGUAGGUAACAUCAUCCGCAAGGCUAUGACAGGAGCACAUGGUUUCAUCAAGAUGGGGCUACGUGUCACACUUCAAAUGAGAGCAUUUAGGUGGUAAGAGACAUGUUCCCACAAAAAAAUAAUUUUAGGCAGGGGUGACAUCUCCUGGCCACCAGGAAGCCCUGAUCUCACUCCAGAAAACUCAUUUUUGUGGUGUUUAAGCAACUGAAACUGAACAUUCAGCAAAAAAUGGAAAAUAGGUUUCGAGGUACUUAAUUCUAACGAACGCUUUUCAAGAUUUUGAUGUAAGUAUGUUGAUCGAAUGUUGUAAGCGUCAAGGAAAUCUAAUGGACGAUGUAAUUUAAUAAAGGUAAAUUUAAAAAUAAAUUGCAUUAAAUUUUCUUUAAAUUGUAAUAUUAUACCUAAAUAAAGUUCUACAAAAUUACACAGAUCUUUUUUCCUUGAAUUUUCAAAAGUGCAUCUCUUUCUGGGCCACCCUGUACAUGUCACCGGAAGAUAACAAGAUCCGCAAGUGCGAAAAUGAGAGCGUAAAUUAAUAAGCAGGUACUACAAUUUAUCUCUCGUUUAGAAUCCUACGAAAGUUUAUAAAUUUCCUCGACAAAUUGCGGUUCUUGAUAUUUUCCAGUGACAUCACACUUUUGCUAAAGCUUGAACACUGAACGGAACGGAAAUAUGAAAUAUUCCAAAUUGCGGCCAAAAGCGGCAACAUGGAAGAGUCAGCUUACCAAUAUGUAUUGUCCGAACUCUGACUAGAAGGUUCGUUGUCUGGUAAAACACGUUACAUGUGUUCAAGUUAUAGCAAGGCUUGACGGUCGGGUGAGCGAGCCCGCAACAGUUCUAUGAUCUGAGGGCAGGACGCUCCCCCGCCCGCCCGACGCGUAGGGCGAAGGAGAGCUCGGUAUGUACCUCUAUAUUUUGUUGGAUAUAUUAGAUAUUCUAUAGCUAUACAUAUACAUAAUGUUUGUUAUAUAGAUAUUCAUAUUUGCGUUGGAGGCGGGCCGUCGGACGCGGUCGCGGCACCAGUUAUAUAUUUUUGCACAGUCUGUAUCGAGUAGAUUGAGCCACCCACCCCGCCCUCCCCUACCCCUGCUCCCCCGCGGCUCCGCUCGGUCCCUCACUCUGGUGGCUCCACACUUUAAACUUCAAAUGUAUAAAUAAAUGUUGAACUAUUGAUUUAGUUUUCAUUUGUACUACCUUGCUGAAACCCACAUUGUCGAACUUGAUAAUGAAGUGUUACGUCCUCAAUUGGCGGGAAAGCCCCCGCCAAGACGAACCAGCCAGUGACCUAAUUCACGUAUUUUGAAACAGUCAAAAUAUCGUUGACGUUUAGAAGGGCUCUCCUCUAUCUGGCAGAAUCUCGUUAAGUC